AUGGAUAAAAAGAAAUCAGCUUUUACUACGCCAAAGCAAGCUAAGACUAUAUCUAAAUUCGAUAAAUCUAAAAAAGCAAAAGGAGAUUGCUUUGACUCUAAGAGCUCAUCACAUACCCAAUUCUUUGCAAAAGAAGAACAUGGGGAGAAAUUUAAUAAAAUAACUAAAGAUGAAUAUUUCCAUAUUCCCGAAUCUAUUUCUGGAUCAUCCGAUACAUUUCAUUGUGUUCAUGGUCCAGAAGGUAAAUUGUAUACCGAGGAUGGUCUACUAAAAAGAAACCUUCUUAAAGAGUUGGAUCCAAUACCAUUAGAUAGAAAUUGGAACGACCAAUGUCCGCCUGCGAAAGGAUGGGAUAUGGUGAGGAUGCUAGAGUUUAUGGUCUUGGACCCUGUGGCCGGCGAGCAAAUAGAAAGAUUAGAAGCCCACUUGCGUGACUUUGCAAGGACCACCAGUGGAGGAUUUUUAAUUGACAGCCUGAACAGUGUAUGCUUGAUAAUGGAUUUUUUAAUCACUAACCUGCCACAAAAGCCGCAAUUAAGGGAAGGACUAACCUUGUUAUUGAGAAAUGUGGAAAAGCCGAUACUGUUAUUAGUCGCUUCUGAUGUUAUAAAAUAUUUUGAGACGUUACAAAAUUACUUUGGAUUUUUAGGCUACCUUCUAAUGCAAAUCCAGGAUGAUGAUUUAUUUGAUUUGGUAUCAAAGGGAUUACUAUGGCAGUUAUCAGCGCCGGAUGCUCUGCGAGGAAACGGGGCCGCUCAACUCCGCCAUACUCUGUCUGCCGCAGGACCAUUUCUUUAUGUAACAAUAGUUAGAAUGCUAGCUAUUUCUACCUCACACAGAUUUCCAACAUUUCUGCAAAUGGCUCUUCUCCUUGCCUGUGAUUCUGUGGAUAACUGUAUCUCUAUGAUGAAAGAGAAUAUAAUUGAAAACAUUUUCUAUCGCUUCAAUCCUUACUUCCCGGAAAGAGCACUGCCCGAUUAUGAUAUAAAUCCAUUAAAUCCACAGGAUAUUAACGUGAAACUUGGUGACAGCAGCAUACAUAUGUCGAAUACGCUAUCAUUACUACUCAUUCUUUUGAAGACUACGUUAGAUUUUUUGAAUAGAAAUCCAAAGCAACGUUUGUUAUUGCCUAGCCCUGACAACUAUGCUCAAAAAUGUUUCGUCUGGGCGUUCCGAUACGAGUGCAGGGCCCGGGAGCACAGGCACGAGAGGAUCACGCUCACUGUCAUCGCUACUGCACUGUUUAAGUGCUUCAGUGAAAGAUUAACGGCCUGCUCUUCGCUGAUAAUGCUUGAUGUUAUGUCUUUGGCAGUAUUUACAGAGGUACCGCCAAGGCGAGAUUGGACGCGUACAGUGAACUUUAAUACUGGUCAAUUAGAUGUACAAUUCAAAAAGAUACUUAUAUUUUUCUCUGUCGACUUGAUAAAAUACUAUCCGUACAAUCAAUUUAUGAUUGAAUCCCAGUACUGGCUGUUGGGCUUAAUGUAUAUGAUAGAUCCGGGACUUUCUUGUUUAAGAGCGAAAUGGUCCACAGCUCUCUUCAGUGAACUUCGAAAAACCGCUCUUCAAGCUCUCGUUUGUACCAUCCCCUUGAUGCCGCCUAAAGUUAUUAGACGAUAUGGGUUAAUUAUGAGAAUAAUGUGGUACGUUGAGUGGUAUUCAGAGAACCCUUACGAAUUAUCAGUACUCUACUGGUGUUUAAGAGUGCUGCAAGUUUCGAUACAUAACAGAAAUAUUAAUACGCGACGGGAGUCAAUUCAAGAUUUAUUUGACACGCAUGGGAUAAUAAUUUUAAUGCAUUUAUGUUACACUCUACUCGAACAAAAAACACCACCAGUGGAGAAGAGCCAAGCUAUAAUAGCGAUAUGUCUUCGCCUGUUAACAAGUGCAGUGGAAUUGAACGCUAAAAUCAGUUGCUGUGUGUACCCUGACAUAAAGUGGCCCAUCACUAUCGGAAGACUCGCCAGGAAAAUGCUAAAUGACAUUUUGUUCGCUUUGGACAAACAUUUGAUUAUAAAUGAAAAAUGGAUGAUAGCGUUAUUAAAUUUUAUUUGGGAAGGAAUUGUUUGGAAAAAGGAAUAUAGAGCAUUUUUUGUAUCACAAAAUGGAGUUUACAAACUUCUCGAUCUUAUCACAUUGACAAGAGCACCUAUUCAAUGUAUUACAAUGGCUGUCAUCUGUGAUAUUGCAAGGAGUGGAGAAGCUGUGGGCCAGCUGAUCACGUGGAGAGCAAAUAUUGGCGCCUCUAACACAUAUCCCAAUGUUGUGAAACGUGGGUCGACGAUCGCUACACUGCUGGCGGCUAUUUUUCGCGACGAAUGCUUGGCUACCGGCGUUCGCCUAAACGAAUAUGGAGUCUUAGAAAAUUUGGAAUACCCACUUUUAUCCACAACUCUUAGAAAUAUCUUAUAUGGGGAUGAUUUAGCCAGCGAUCCUACGGUUUGCUACACCGCAGUCGAUAUGGCAGGGUCAAGGAUGUCCAAGGCCUACGCUUUACUUCAAUUACUUUCCGAAGAUUUAGCGAAUAAAGUGAACAUCGCUGAUGAAACCUACAAUUUGUAUAAAAACAUUAAAUUGACACCUGAAGACGAGACAAUACUUGUUCUGUGCUCACACUAUUUGACGAUUAAAUUGAAUGAAUGUUGGUACGAAACAAAGGUCCGAAGUCAGGGAUACCUACCUCACGAUGAAACUGUCUUGAGCGAGUUUUUACACAUUUGCAAGGGUUGGAAUAAAGAAAUAAAACAAAUGCAGGAGGACGUAAUUGAGAAGGAUAGAAUAAAGGAAUUAGAGGACGAAAGUUCCCUAUACGCUUUCCUAGCCCGCGUGCGCCUGAACAUAGCUCUGGACGCACUGAACGAGGUCCGAUGCGUGGCGCGCUCCGCGGACCGUGCGCAGUUGACGCACGCCAUGCUACACGACGCUGUGCGGGCGCACCACAGACGUUACACCGCCGCUAAAGCCCUGCAAACUGUUGUCUUGAGGACGUAUGGACCAACUUUGGAUGAUCAGAAUAUAACUGGACAGUACGUAAAGGUAUAUAGUAUCUACCCCAAGAACAAGCCAAGGCCCAAAGAAGAUUAUUCGUCAGCUUGA
Messenger RNA from Colias croceus (clouded yellow), 3096 nucleotides. RefSeq lists its product as uncharacterized. The record is from RefSeq and is a predicted model, not a curated record. Gene Ontology annotation, biological process: positive regulation of flagellated sperm motility. Lineage: Eukaryota; Metazoa; Arthropoda; Insecta; Lepidoptera; Pieridae. The coding region runs from base 1 to 3096 and encodes 1031 amino acids. The transcript has 20 exons. Gene Ontology annotation, cellular component: non-motile cilium; sperm midpiece.